This is a messenger RNA of Gongylonema pulchrum, 558 nucleotides long. Lineage: Eukaryota; Metazoa; Nematoda; Chromadorea; Rhabditida; Gongylonematidae. The record is from the annotation of a GenBank genome assembly.
AUGUCUGAGAGCGAGGAAUCUGAAUCAUCCAGUAGCGGUGUGCGUAAUGUGGGGGUAUCUGUUUCACGUGAUACCGGCACUAAGGUUGAUCUCAUUCUCAGAAUAGACGGCCUGCGCAGGCGACGUAAUUUUUUUGCGUCGCUUGUAUGCGCAUUCAAGAAGCCGUCUGAUCCUUCAAAAAUGUGCUCGAAUGCGACGUUUACAAUGUUUAAUUUAACGUCUUCAUCACUGCAAUUCUCAGUUGAUGUACAAUCGGAGCGGCAAAGGAAGCGAAAAAAGGGCAAUGCAAAUCGCGUGGACACAUAUACGUGUUUCAUUCGUAAAUUCCCAACCAGCGUAAAUCCUGAUUCGGCUGAAUUUGAGGUUGUUUGGCUGUUCGGGCUGACAGUGCAAAAGAGCCAGUUGCUGUUGAGGCGAAACCAUACGCCAAGUGCAGCUGUGGAUGAUCAUCUGAGUGAACAUAACAAAUGGGUUGCAGUGUUCUUCCGACUAGCAUACAAACUUGACCGUACUUCACUUGCUACCGUUGCCGUUUGCGUAGGCUAUGAUGAGGUUUGA